AAAAGAAAGGCUAAGGUCCAGGUUACGCACCACUGCUUUGUGAUAAACUUCUAUAUUCAAGCACAUUGUCAUAAGAUGGGAAUGCUGUCACUACUACUACUGUUUCUUGCAUUCAUUGUUGCAAUCUCCGGUGGAUCAGAAGUCGGAGAUCUUCGCAAAAUUCACUCUCUCCGGCCACAGUUCGGUGCAGCCGGAACUCCUGUUCCUGGCUUAUCUUGCCUGAGUUGGCGACUCGGCGUCGAAGCUCACAAUAUCAUUGAAUGGAGAACGAUACCACAGGUCUGCGAAGAUUACUUGGGGCAUUACAUGAUCGGUCACCAAUACAAGAAAGAUUCAGAAGCUGUUGCAAAAGAAGCUUUUGUCUAUGCACAGAGCCUCAAACUGGCUAAAGAUGGCAAGGAUAUAUGGGUUUUUGACAUUGAUGAGACUGCACUCUCUAAUCUGCCUUACUAUGCAGAUCAUGGAUUUGGGUACGUAUAAACAAUAUGAUACUUCUCUCUCUCUCUCUCUCU
Messenger RNA from Ilex paraguariensis (yerba mate), 512 nucleotides. The record is from the annotation of a GenBank genome assembly. NCBI's taxonomy places the organism in Eukaryota, Viridiplantae, Streptophyta, Magnoliopsida, Aquifoliales, Aquifoliaceae.